Molecule: messenger RNA, 940 nt
Organism: Drosophila arizonae
Lineage: Eukaryota; Metazoa; Arthropoda; Insecta; Diptera; Drosophilidae
Cellular component (GO): extracellular region
Molecular function (GO): chitin binding
Source: RefSeq, a predicted model, not a curated record
ACAGCAGCAGACACGAGCAUAAUAAGCAAGCAACAGGCGGCUGCUUAGCAACAUUAUUUCUGGCUGGCAACAUUUGUAAUCAGCGUUAGCAACAUGUUGCCAAGGCUCACAUUCGCUGUGCUCAUCGUCUUUUGUGGAUAUUUACUGUUUACGGAUUGCCGUGAAACGGAACGCUCGAAGCGCACCAAACGCCCGCGCGCUCCGGAGCCCGUCAACUUUGAGCCAGAGCCACAGCAGGAUCUAGAGAAUGAGGAGAGCGGCAGCCAGGAAAAGGAUCUGCCCGAAAUACCCGACAAUUUUUUGAGUCCAUCAGUGCGCGAAUAUCUGGAGUUGGGCAAAUCAAUACCGGGUCGACCCGGCGUAGACUAUCCCAUACUAUCGGCCAUACCCUAUACGAACUUCUACUGUGACGAACAAUCCUAUCCGGGUUUCUUUGCGGACAUGGAAACUAGAUGCCAGGGCUGGCACUAUUGCGACAUUGAUGGACGUCAGGCCUCGUUUCUGUGCCCCAAUGGCACCCAGUUCUCCCAGGCGGUCUUCGUCUGCGAUUGGUGGUUCAAUGUACGCUGCGAUCUCUCGCCCCGGCUCUAUGCGAUCAAUGCACGGCUCUAUCAGCGCCCCAAGGUGAACCCAACUCGACCACAUCGCAUCAUCACCAAGCAGCUGGUCGAAGAUAUAUUCACUUAAGCAGCAGCAGCUGYCUGCACAGAUCUUACGUAUAUAGACUUUAAACAUAGUUUGUCAACAACUAUUAGUGCUUAGAUUUCAGUGUUUAUGCCACGAACAUGCUUGUGCUGCUAUCAUGAUUUAUAAAUGGUUGUUCUCAAUUAGAUUUCGACCGCGUUUAGUUUAUUUCUCAAGCGUCAAAGUGUGCUGCAAAUUUAUACUCCUUAAACACGCUAAGUUUUAACUUAAUUUUUUUUUAUCAAAAUAUUUGGCU